AUGGCAGAACCAGACCGCAAAAGACCUCGAAGGAACGGGGACAGAUCGAAGUUAGACGCCGCACCCAAGGAGAAGUUGGUCGAACAGGUCAAUGCUUUAUCCGGCCUGGAAUUCUUUACCAAGUAUGGAACUUCAGGAGCGGAAGGUACCUCACUAGCACCAUGCAAACCUGUCAAGUGGACUGCGGCAGAUAUUCCAUCUCAGGUGUUGGAACAAUGCCUGAGUCUAAUCGAGUCAACCAGCAAAGAAGACUAUGAAAACUCCGAAAUCAAAUGGUCUGCCUCGAAGAAGCGGAAGGAAAUGAAAUUGCCAGACAUGAAGUACAUAGUCCUCUUGGACGAGAAGAGUGAUGUCGCCGGCUUCAUCUCUUUAAUGGUCACCUACGAAGAUGGAUACGAGGUGCUCUACAUAUACGAAAUACACUUCAAGGCCGAAUGGCAGGGCAAGGGCGUGGGUCGAAAGUUGAUGAGCGCCGUCGAAAGCAUAGGCCGAAACGUGGGACUCGUUAAGGUCAUGCUGACGGUAUUCAAGGCCAACUCCCGAGCUGUGCGGUGGUACACCAAACUGGGCUACGUCGAAGAUGAGUUUUCUCCUGGGCCGAGAAAGCUCAGAAACGGUACUGUCAAAGAGCCGAACUACAUCAUACUUUCAAAAACACUGAAGGGUUGA
Messenger RNA from Exophiala spinifera, 669 nucleotides. RefSeq lists its product as uncharacterized. The record is from RefSeq and is a predicted model, not a curated record. The coding region runs from base 1 to 669 and encodes 222 amino acids. Gene Ontology annotation, cellular component: nucleus. NCBI's taxonomy places the organism in Eukaryota, Fungi, Ascomycota, Eurotiomycetes, Chaetothyriales, Herpotrichiellaceae. Gene Ontology annotation, molecular function: protein N-terminal-serine acetyltransferase activity; histone H4 acetyltransferase activity; histone H2A acetyltransferase activity. The transcript has a single exon.